AAGUCGACGGCCACGUGCUCUCUAUAGUCUCAGACCUUCCUUCCACACGCCCAUUUGAGAUCACACUGCGCCAGCCCUAAUUUUCCACCAUUUUCUUUCUAUUUCUCUCUUUCUUCAUCUUCCAAUUUCUCCCCUUUCAUUGCUUCUUUGCUUCCCAGAAUUCUGGCAUUUCAUUUGGUUUCACUUGCUGUUGAAGAUCAUGGUUUCUGAGGUUCCUUCGAAACCGGUUGUUGAAACUGAUGCUUCGGUAUCUAGGAAUUGUCCUCCUGGUAAAAAGAAUCAGGUGAAAGUUCCAAAGAAAAUUCACAAGGCGGAGAGGGAGAAGUUGAAGCGAGAGCAUUUAAACGAUCUCUUCCUUGACCUUGCAAAUGCACUUGAGCUGACAGAACCGAAUAACGGGAAGGCAUCUAUAUUGUCUGAAGCAAGUCGGCUGCUAAAAGACUUGUUUGGUCAGAUUGAGUGCCUUAGAAAGGAGCAUGCAUCGUUGUUGUCAGAAUCCCGAUAUGUUGACAUUGAGAAGAAUGAGCUGCGAGAAGAGACUUCUGCUUUAGCAUCUCAGAUCGAGAAAUUACAAAGUGAGUUACAAUCAAGGGCUGUACAUUCUAAACCCGACUUAAAUAUCACCCCACCUUCAGAGUUUCCGCAACAAGGGACGACAGUACAACAUUUCUCGGGGGAAUGCCUUGGAUUGCCUGUUAUGGAACCUUCAUUGCAGCAAACGCAUGCCGUUUUUAUCGUUCCCGUUCGGCCAGAUCUCCCAUCUUAUCCAGGAACGGAUGCAACUCAUGCCCCAAUAAUGCCUACUUCCCAUGUAAGCAAACCACAUGCCAGAUAUCCAACACCAGCAGAUUCUUGGCCUGCUGGACUUCUCAAAUUGUCACAAACAACAGAAGCAAAUAAAGAAGUUUUAGCCAUUGGUUGCAAGAACAUUGCAGAUAUGGGAGAACGAGGUUAUGAGUGAAGUGAGAGCUGAUUGAUGUAGUGACCUCUUUUGUCUUUAUUUAAAACAGAUGCCCGCAGCAGAUAGAUGAUUUGUAGUAUAAGUUAAAAAUGGCUGAUGGCUAACCUGUGUUUUAGGAACUGUCUAUUAGUAGGAUGUUAGAUUCGAGCAACGUUCGAAAGUUAGAAUCUUUUUUUAUUUACGCUGUAAUAAGUUAAUGAAUCAGCAAUUGGCUUUCCCCCCUUUCA
Cucumis melo (muskmelon) is the source of this 1188-nucleotide messenger RNA. RefSeq names its product transcription factor bHLH47. Gene Ontology annotation, molecular function: protein dimerization activity. Lineage: Eukaryota; Viridiplantae; Streptophyta; Magnoliopsida; Cucurbitales; Cucurbitaceae. The transcript is spliced from 5 exons. The record is from RefSeq and is a predicted model, not a curated record. The coding region runs from base 200 to 961 and encodes 253 amino acids.